CAACGACAUGAGCACCGCAUCGGAGUGCACCACGAGCUCCGAAAACAACGCUGCAUCCGCGAGCACCACAGACUAAUUCCGAGAGCAGCACGAGCUCGGAGUGCCCCACGAGGUCUGACAGCAGCACGAUCUCCAGGAGCAGUACGAGCUCCAAGUGCGCCAUGAGCGGGGAGAGCAGCACGAGCUCCAAGUGCGCCAUGAGCUACACGAGCACCACUGAGGCCACGAGCACCACAAGCUCCAAGAACAUCGCACGCCCCGUGAGCACCGACGAGUUCGCGAGCACCACAGAGUCCCCGACCACAACCAUCUACAUGAGCCCCCACGAGCGAGCUUCGAGAUCACCACGUGCACCGCUGAGUAACGUCCGCGAGCGCCACCGAGUCCAAGAGCGUCACUAACUGCACGAGCACCACCACGUCCGCGAGCCCCGCAAAAACUCCAGCUCCGAACGCAUCACCAGCUAUAUAAGCACCACCAGCGAGUCAUCUCCUCAAGCGCCACCGAGUCUGCGAACACCACCGAGCCCACGAGUGUCCCCACUGUGUGAGCCGCCUC
This is a messenger RNA of Phytophthora sojae, 558 nucleotides long. RefSeq lists its product as hypothetical. Lineage: Eukaryota; Oomycota; Peronosporomycetes; Peronosporales; Peronosporaceae. The record is from RefSeq and is a predicted model, not a curated record. The transcript has 5 exons. The coding region runs from base 162 to 401 and encodes 79 amino acids.